This is a messenger RNA of Puma concolor (puma), 2205 nucleotides long. RefSeq names its product N-acylsphingosine amidohydrolase 2 (gene ASAH2). Gene Ontology annotation, biological process: sphingosine biosynthetic process; ceramide catabolic process; long-chain fatty acid biosynthetic process. NCBI's taxonomy places the organism in Eukaryota, Metazoa, Chordata, Mammalia, Carnivora, Felidae. Gene Ontology annotation, molecular function: N-acylsphingosine amidohydrolase activity. Gene Ontology annotation, cellular component: extracellular region. The record is from RefSeq and is a predicted model, not a curated record.
AUGGCCAAACACACCCUCUCUACAUUAGAGGCAUUCCUGAUUUUCCUCCUCGUGAUGAUGACUGCUGUGACGGUAGCCCUCCUCAGCCUCUUGUUUAUUACCAGUGGGACCAUUGAAAAUCAUAAAGAUUCAGGUGUUCCGGUCACCCAGAGCCCCCCAACCAUGCCGGGCUCCACGGCCACUCAAGGCUCGACGCUCACACAUGGCUCCACAGCCACCCAGGGACCUCCGGUGACCACCACCCCAGAGCCUCCUCUAUUUCAGAACUUCAGUGGCUACCAUAUUGGUGUUGGGCGAGCUGACUGCACAGGACAAGUAGCAGAUAUCAGUUUGAUGGGCUACAGCAAAACUGGCCAGAAUGCACGGGGCAUCCUCACCAGGCUGUACAGCCGUGCUUUCAUCAUGGCGGAACCAGAUGGGUCCAAUCGAGUGGCGUUUGUCAGCAUCGACAUAGGCAUGGUAUCCCAACGACUCAGGCUAGAGGUCCUGAACAGACUGCAGAGUAAAUAUGGCUCCCUGUACAGACAAGACAACGUCAUCCUGAGUGGCACUCAUACACACUCGGGGCCAGGAGGGUAUUUCCAGUAUACUGUGUUUGUAAUCGCCAGUGAAGGAUUUAGCAAUCGCACCUUUGAGUACAUGGUCACUGGCAUCGUGAAGAGCAUUGAGAUGGCGCACAAAAAUAUGAAACCAGGCAAAAUCUUUAUCAACAAAGGAAACGUGGAAGGUGUACAGAUCAACCGAAGCCCCUCUUCUUACCUUUGGAAUCCUCCGUCAGAGCGAGCCAGGUAUUCUUCAAAUACUGACAAAGAAAUGAUCAUCCUAAAAAUGGUAGAUUUGAAUGGAGUUGACCUGGGCCUUAUCAGCUGGUUUGCCAUCCACCCCGUCAGCAUGAACAAUACCAAUCACCUUGUCAAUAGUGACAACAUGGGCUAUGCAUCUUACCUUUUUGAGCAAGAGAAGAACAAAGGAUACCUACCUGGACAGGGACCCUAUGUAGCAGCCUUUGCUUCAUCAAACCUCGGAGACGUGUCCCCCAAUAUUCUUGGCCCGCAUUGUGUCAACACAGGAGACUCUUGUGAUAACGCCAAUAGCUCUUGUCCCAUCGGUGGGUCUAGCAUGUGCAUCGCUACGGGACCCGGACACGACAUGUUCAACAGCACUCAGAUUAUCGGAGGGAUCAUAUACCAGAGAGCAAAGGAACUGUAUGCCUCGGCCUCCCAGGAGCUGACGGGACCACUGGCCGCGGCCCAUCAGUGGGUGAAUAUGUCCGACGUCACCGUCUGGCUCAACUCCACCCACACAGCCCAAACCUGUAAACCUGCCCUGGGCUACAGUUUCGCAGCCGGCACAAUCGACGGGUUCGGGAGCCUCAACUUCACGCAGGGGACAACAGUAGGGGAUCCAUUCUGGGACACUCUUCGGGAUCAACUCCUGGGCAAGCCAUCUGAAGAAAUCAAAAGGUGUCAUAAACCAAAGCCAAUCCUUCUUCACACUGGAGAGCUGACAAAACCGCACCCAUGGCACCCAGACAUCGUUGAUGUUCAGAUGAUCACCGUUGGGUCCUUGGCCAUAAUUGCCAUCCCUGGGGAAUUUACGUUGCAAAUUCCUGGUGGGGGAAAGGCUCAGCGAUACGAGGCAGCUUCUACAAUUUAUGGACCACAUACCCUGUCUGCUUACAUCCAGCUCUUCAGAGCCCUUGCUAAGGCCAUUGCUACGGACACGGUAGCCAACCUGAGCAGAGGUCCAGAGCCUCCAUAUUUCAAACAACUGAUAGCCUCAUUAAUUCCCAAUAUUGUGGAUAGAGCACCACUAGGCAGAAAUUUUGGGGAUGUUCUGCAGCCCGCGAAACCUACAUACAGAGUGGGAGAAGUUGCCGAAGUGAUAUUUGUAGGCGCUAACCCAAAGAAUUCAGCAGAAAACCAGACCCAUCAGACCUUCCUCACUGUUGAGAAAUACGAGGCCACAUCAGCAACAUGGCGGAUAGUACAUAACGACGCCUCCUGGGAGACACGUUUCUAUUGGCACAAGGGAUUGCUGGGUCACAGCAAUGCGACGAUACAAUGGCAUAUUCCGGGUACUGCCCAGCCUGGAAUCUACAGAAUGAGAUACUUCGGACACCAUCGGAAACAGGACUUUCUCAAGCCGGCCAUCAUACUUCCAUUUGAAAGCACUUCCUCCGCCUUUGAAGUUGUAACUAGUUAA